Acanthisitta chloris (rifleman) is the source of this 1029-nucleotide messenger RNA. It is a transcript of the gene GALR1, whose product is annotated as galanin receptor 1. Gene Ontology annotation, molecular function: galanin receptor activity. Gene Ontology annotation, cellular component: membrane. Bases 314 to 1009 code for a protein of 231 amino acids. Lineage: Eukaryota; Metazoa; Chordata; Aves; Passeriformes; Acanthisittidae. The transcript has 3 exons. The record is from RefSeq and is a predicted model, not a curated record. Gene Ontology annotation, biological process: positive regulation of cytosolic calcium ion concentration; G protein-coupled receptor signaling pathway; negative regulation of adenylate cyclase activity.
CCUCUCCGGGCUGCUGGAGGCGGGGGAGAAGCCUCUCUUCGGCAUCGGCAUCGAGAACUUCAUCACCUUGAUCGUCUUCGGUUUGAUCUUCACCCUGGGAGUGCUGGGCAACACCCUGGUGAUCACGGUGCUGGCGAGGAGCAAGCCGGGCAAGCGCCGAAGCACCACCAACAUCUUCAUCCUCAACCUGAGCAUCGCCGACCUGGCCUACCUGCUCUUCUGCAUCCCCUUCCAGUCCACGGUCUAUGUGCUCCCCACCUGGGUGCUGGGUGCUUUCAUCUGCAAGUUCAUCCACUACUUCUUCACCAUCUCCAUGCUGGUGAGCAUCUUCACGCUCUCGGCCAUGUCCGUGGACCGCUACGUGGCCAUUGUGCACUCCCGACGCUCCUCGGCCUUGCGGGUUCCCCGCAACGCGCUCUUGGGUGUGGGGCUCAUCUGGGCACUUUCCUUCGCCAUGGCCUCGCCCGUGGCUCACCACCAGCGCAUCUUCCACGGUGAGACCAGCAACGAGACCUUUUGCUGGGAGCAGUGGCCCAACCCACGCCACAAGAAGGUCUAUGUGGUUUGCACAUUCGUCUUCGGAUAUCUGCUCCCGCUGCUGCUCAUCUCCUUCUGCUAUGCCAAGGUUCUUAAUCAUCUGCAUAAGAAGUUGAGAAACAUGUCAAAGAAGUCAGAAGCAUCCAAGAAAAAGACAGCACAGACUGUGUUGGUGGUGGUAGUGGUUUUUGGCAUCUCCUGGCUGCCACAUCAUGUGAUCCAUCUCUGGGCCGAAUUUGGAGUUUUCCCACUGACUCAAGCCUCCUUUCUCUUCAGAAUAACUGCACACUGCCUGGCGUAUAGCAAUUCUUCCGUGAACCCGAUUAUAUAUGCAUUUCUCUCUGAAAAUUUUAGGAAGGCCUACAAACAAGUCUUCAAAUGCCAGAUAGGUAAGGAGUCAUCACUGAACGAUGCUAAGGAAAAUAAAAGUCGGAUAGAUACACCACCCUCUACCAAUUGUACCCAUGUGUGAACAUUGAGAAGCCCUGUAUG